AUGUCUGCUAACGGAACUAACGAAAGUCCAAUGACUCUUAGUCAGAGCAUGGACUCAGUCAACACUGAAGAAGAGGUCCGUACCCUGUUCGUAUCUGGACUCCCGAUGGAUGCGAAACCGCGUGAACUAUACCUCUUAUUCCGAGCGUACAAAGGAUACGAGGGAUCUCUCUUGAAAGUCACCUCUAAAAACGGAAAAACCUCUUCGCCUGUUGGAUUCGUUACAUUUUCGACCAGGGCUGGUGCCGAAGCUGCUAAACAAGAACUGCAGCAAGGCGUGCGCUUCGAUCCCGACCUGCCGCAGACUAUUCGUCUUGAAUUCGCAAAAUCAAACACAAAAGUGUCGAAACCCAAACAAAGCAACCAGGGCGCUGUAGGCCUGCAACAAGUUUCGGCCGGAGCCGCUCAUCCAGCGACUCUACUGCACCCUCUCACAGGCCAGGAAAUUGGAGCUGCACUGUUACCAUCUGAGUGGCCACACCCGUUAUCGUACGCUGAGGUCCCGAUCACUUCGGGCCUGCACUCCGCGGCUCUUAUGCAUCCGGCUCUUCAUGCCCAGCUGCCGCCGCACCAUUUCUACUACCCGGCUAGCACGGCCCAGGCGAGUACUCAGCCGACUGCUUCUGUUUCACAGGCUCAGGCUACGAGCACCGCGACUAAUCUCAGCUCCAUGUCCGCCAAUCCCGGUAACAACUUCUGGCCAGGACAGCCCGAUUCGAGCAAGAUCAACUCUGCAUCCAGUCAACAACAGGCUGCACUACUAGCCGCUGCCGCUAUGGAAAACUAUCAGGCUCAGCUUGUGCGAUUCGCUUGCCUCCAGGCUCAGGCAGCCGCAGGAUCCAACCCUGGUGUAACCUCUCUCUCGCCGAACAUAACUUCGCUGUCCGGUGUGCAACAAGACGAUGUCCCGAAUAGAUUCGUUAGGUAA
Molecule: messenger RNA, 927 nt
Organism: Galendromus occidentalis (western predatory mite)
Lineage: Eukaryota; Metazoa; Arthropoda; Arachnida; Mesostigmata; Phytoseiidae
Product: protein couch potato
Exons: 9
Coding region: 1-927 (308 amino acids)
Molecular function (GO): RNA binding
Source: RefSeq, a predicted model, not a curated record